Messenger RNA from Danio rerio (zebrafish), 827 nucleotides. It is a transcript of the gene fsaf1, whose product is annotated as 40S small subunit processome assembly factor 1. The record is from RefSeq and is marked provisional. Lineage: Eukaryota; Metazoa; Chordata; Actinopteri; Cypriniformes; Danionidae.
GGACAGUUCGCGUGCUUGAAGCACACACGUGAAACACACGUAAACAACCCUUCCGUUAAAACCGGUUUUGUUUGUCAAAAUGAGCGUAACAAACGAUAAACAGGACGGAAAAGUGGAUGACGAUCGUCUUUUCCUCGAUCAAGUUUUAAACGAGUUGUAUGAUUUUGGUGAUGGAGAAAACAAAAGAUCAAAGAAAUGUCUGAAAAGAAAGAAGAACUUAUCUAAAGAUGAUAACGCUGGCACUGUGAACGAAGCUGAGGGAAACGCAGAUACCGACUCAAACUCAGCUGGAACCAAACAAUCCAAGGUGGAGGUUGUUACAUUUGUUGAUCCUUUAAAGAAGAACAAGUUAUCACAGUCUGUUGAACCAAAGCAGAAGGUUCCUGAUGUCAAAGAAAAAAUGAUGAUGACAAUGAAGAAAAAAGGCCUAGAUGAGAAGCUAACCAUAGAAAAGGCUCGGUUUGAAGUUCACAGGUUUGGACUGUCGGGUUAUCAGAAGCAGCAGCAGAGGGUGUUUGAGGAGGAAAGAGCCAUCAUGCUGGGAGCCAGACCCCCUAAAAAGCAGUAUGUUAACUACAAAGUGUACCAACAACAGCUAAAAGAACGGAAGAUGAAAGAGAAAGAGGAAGCGAAACCUGAGUUACAAAAGAAAAGAAGGAAGGAAGGAAAACCAAGGACUGAGAAAAGUAAACCCUCGUCUAGCAGAGAGCUUGGCGGACAAGUCGGACGCUUCAAAAAUGGAAUGCUGGUCUUGAGCUCCAAAGAAAUUCAGAAAUUUAACUCCAAAGGGAAAAAGUAGCCAUGGAUGAAUGAAAAACCACAGAAGG